AAGCUUUCGAGGUCACCAAGCAACAAUUCUGUUAAGAUUUGGGAUGUUGAGUCGGCAACCAAGUGUCGUGGCAGUUCAUCUCAAUCAAAGGAUCGCCUUGGAUCCCUUUGCUUUGAGAGAUAUGAUUCGGCGUCUCCUUACUGGAGGUCCCCACUUAUGGAGAAGGUAAUAAUAACAACUAAAUGCAUGUUUUUUUCUUGACUGAUUUGUUAUUAUUGACGAUAAUUCAUGAUAUCAUAUGAAUGUUUGUUUUAGGUUGCUGAACUGGCUGUAGAUUUUAAAGGACUUAUGACUCUGAAAAGCAUUGAACUUUCUCCUGCAAGUUGGAUGGCCAUUGCAUGGUAUCCUAUUUACUAUAUACCAAAUGAAAGACAUCUGGAGGAUUUGAAUACAUCUUUUCUGACAUAUCAUACAUUGUCCUCAUCUUUCCAGGAUUCCAUUGUGCAUGAAUACUCGGAACAAAAGGUGGCAAAAAACAAGAACAGUUGUUUCACAACCCUUCCUCCAUUUGGGCUGGCUUCUUAUCGUUUGAAAAGAGAUGUUUGGGUAAAUGAAAAAUUUGCUGAUGGCGAUAGGAUGUUGAACUUGCAUAGUGCGGCUAACUCCUGGCUGAAGCAACUCUCGGUCCAACACCAUGAUUUCAAUUUCUUUACUCAAAACUCUCUCGAAACUGGUGGGAUCGCAACUCCUCCUGUUGCUUCUUCUAGCAGGCCUUGA
Messenger RNA from Impatiens glandulifera, 717 nucleotides. RefSeq lists its product as uncharacterized. The coding region runs from base 289 to 717 and encodes 142 amino acids. The record is from RefSeq and is a predicted model, not a curated record. NCBI's taxonomy places the organism in Eukaryota, Viridiplantae, Streptophyta, Magnoliopsida, Ericales, Balsaminaceae. The transcript is spliced from 3 exons.